Messenger RNA from Tupaia belangeri chinensis (Chinese tree shrew), 1542 nucleotides. RefSeq names its product transmembrane protein 127 (gene TMEM127). NCBI's taxonomy places the organism in Eukaryota, Metazoa, Chordata, Mammalia, Scandentia, Tupaiidae. The coding region runs from base 241 to 957 and encodes 238 amino acids. The transcript is spliced from 4 exons. Gene Ontology annotation, cellular component: membrane. Gene Ontology annotation, biological process: negative regulation of TOR signaling; negative regulation of cell population proliferation. The record is from RefSeq and is a predicted model, not a curated record.
CCGGAGGAGGCGGAGGCAGAGGAGGAGGAGGAAGCCGGAAGUGCAUCGGGCCCGGGUCGGUCCGGGCGUUGCGGGAUUGGGGCCUGGGAUCUCUCGGCCCCGUACAGCUGAGAAGCCCGUGCCCGGGCGGAGCGGUGCCAUCCCAGCCCUGAGGCCUGCUGACCGGCAGGCUCUGCGCGCCCCGCGGAGGUCGGCGGCGGCCCGGUAGCGACCGCAGAGCGACGGCGGGCGGCCCUGGGCAUGUAUGCCCCCGGAGGCGCAGGGCUGCCCGGCGGGCGCCGGCGGAGGAGCCCUGGAGGCAGCGCUCUGCCCAAGCAGCCGGAACGUAGCCUGGCCUCGGCCUUGCCGGGCGCCCUGUCCAUCACGGCGCUCUGCACUGCCCUUGCCGAGCCUGCCUGGUUGCACAUCCAUGGAGGCACCUGUUCCCGCCAGGAGCUGGGGGUCUCGGACGUGCUGGGCUACGUGCACCCGGACCUGCUGAAAGAUUUCUGCAUGAACCCCCAGACUGUGCUGCUCCUGCGGGUCAUUGCUGCCUUCUGCUUCCUGGGCAUCCUGUGUAGUCUCUCCGCGUUCCUUCUGGAUGUCUUUGGGCCCAAGCAUCCGGCCCUGAAGAUCACCCGUCGCUAUGCCUUCGCCCAUAUCCUCACUGUCCUGCAGUGUGCCACUGUCAUCGGCUUCUCUUACUGGGCUUCCGAACUCAUCCUGGCCCAGCAGCAGCAGCACAAGAAGUACCACGGGUCCCAAGUCUACGUCACCUUUGCCGUUAGCUUCUACCUGGUGGCAGGAGCUGGUGGAGCCUCAAUCCUGGCCACAGCGGCCAACCUCCUGCGCCACUACCCGACGGAGGAGGAGGAGCAGGCGCUGGAGCUGCUGUCCGAGAUGGAGGAGAACGAGCCCUACCCUGCAGAGUACGAGGUCAUCAAUCAGUUCCAGCCGCCCCCGGCCUACACACCCUAACAUCACCCACUGCUCUCUUCCUCGGCAGCACCCCGCCUCCACCGCUCCUCACACACCCCGAGGAGCUCCUUUCCCCAGCAGGCCUCACUGGUAGGAUCCUGACCAUCUUCACCAAACCUCCCCAAGGGAGACUGCCUUUAGGGUGGUCCACGUAUCCCUGCUCUCAAAACCUGGGAUGCACCGGUUUUAUAUAAUGCACUGUUUCCCUCCCGCCACGUCCCGCUCCCUUCUCGUUCACUACUCAUUACAACCAGGGGUGGCCAGACAGGUUUUCUCCCCUCCUGGGCCAUGUCUUUGGGACCAGGAUUUUCCUUGGGAAGCUGCUGAUAGUGGACAGUCCCAGAAAGAAGAAGCAUUAGGGCCCCAGGGGAAGGAGACUGAGUCUGGCAAGCUCACUUCCCAAGGAUCAACAGGUGUUCCACAGCUGUGGCCCUGGGCCCAUCCCUCCUGCACUCCUCCUCAGAGCACCCGAUACCAGGCUGCCCACUCCGUGGGAUUCUCUGCACUUUAGUCUUUGGACUUCUCCUUGCGCACACUCUGGCUCUGCGGGGAGAAGGAAUUGCUGUUGGGGAAGCAGUACAGCCG